AUGCUGCCUGGCGCCAGCCGUGGGCCACAAUACAGCACAACUGCGCUGUUUAAAUACAUAGCUGUGCACAUCAUACCUGAUCAGAUGAUGUCCUUUGGGGGCUCCACUGAUCCCUGUGCGCUCUGCAGCCUUUACAGCAUCGGCAAAAUAGGAGGGCAGCAGAACAAGACUUACACCAAGCUUCUGUGUGAUCUGAUCUCUAAGCACUUGCAUGUAUCUGCAGACAGGGUGUACAUCAACUACUUCGACAUGAACGCUGCCAAUGUAGGCUGGAAUGGUUCCACCUUUGCGUAGAGCCCUGCCAUGUGUCUGAAGAGGCUGCUCCUGGACCUGCCCUCCUCCUGCCCCUCUGCAGAGACCACCACACAAAUGGCCCCGUGUUGCGUUUUGUGCACUCUCACAGAUUGAUGGAUCCUUGCUAGUGUGUUUAAAUAUUGCUGCUUCAACAUUCCUCUGUUUUCUUUGUGUAGAAAACAAAUAAAGAUUUAGAAGUAA
Charadrius vociferus (killdeer) is the source of this 495-nucleotide messenger RNA. Its product is annotated as macrophage migration inhibitory factor-like. NCBI's taxonomy places the organism in Eukaryota, Metazoa, Chordata, Aves, Charadriiformes, Charadriidae. Bases 1 to 294 code for a protein of 97 amino acids. The transcript is spliced from 3 exons. Gene Ontology annotation, molecular function: cytokine activity; phenylpyruvate tautomerase activity. The record is from RefSeq and is a predicted model, not a curated record.